This is a messenger RNA of Xenia sp. Carnegie-2017, 1386 nucleotides long. Its product is annotated as transcription factor sox-3-like. Bases 419 to 1201 code for a protein of 260 amino acids. Gene Ontology annotation, biological process: regulation of DNA-templated transcription; anatomical structure morphogenesis; cell differentiation. The record is from RefSeq and is a predicted model, not a curated record. The transcript is spliced from 2 exons. Gene Ontology annotation, molecular function: DNA-binding transcription factor activity, RNA polymerase II-specific; RNA polymerase II cis-regulatory region sequence-specific DNA binding. Lineage: Eukaryota; Metazoa; Cnidaria; Anthozoa; Malacalcyonacea; Xeniidae.
CAAGGUCGCUCGCUCAGUCUUUCGUUUGUUUGCGAUGUAAAGAGAGUUGAAAAGAUCUGUUAACUAUAGUCUUUGAUAUACAUACAAGGUUGACAAAGCCGAAACAGUUAAAUCUGAACGACUCAAAAGUGUUUACACAACGGAAGAGCAGAAUUAGAUUCGCGCUACAAAUCGUGAAACGCGUUUGUGAGGAAGGAAAUAAACCGUAGCGGCAGAGAUUAGCACAGCUUUAGUAUUUUUCGGCAGAAAUCUCGCUAUUUCAGUUCACAAGUACGGUUAUCAAGUUUCCAAUCUCUUCUUUUGGAUGAUAAUAAAAUUAAGAACAGGUAUUCAUUGAUACAACAUCUCCUGGACACAACAUUUGUUUUCCAAAUACACAAGAAAGAUAUUCUACCGAAAUUCCCUCAGAUAAAGCAAAAUGGCAACGACAAACCAAACCCAGUCAAAUGGCGGUGCGCCAACGAACAAGGAACAGACGACAACGAAAGCCGAUGUCCAUAUUAAACGACCUAUGAAUGCAUUCAUGGUGUGGUCACGUGACAUGCGUCGUAAGAUGGCUGCAGAACAUCCACGCAUGCAUAACUCUGAGAUUUCAAAGGCGCUUGGUAUGCAGUGGCGAGUGUUACCUGAAAAAGAAAAGGUACCUUAUAUCGAAGAGGCAAAACGUCUUCAGGCUGAACAUAGUUUAAGACAUCCAAACUAUAAAUAUAAGCCAAGAAGACGUAAGCCAAAACCAGUUAAAAAAGAUGGCCGUUUCCCUUUUCCAUUUCCACCCACGGCAGAAAGCGGUGCUCUUAAAGUUCCUGGUUAUCCUCAGAGUAUGCCACCCGAGGGAAUGUAUCCCUAUUAUCAAGUACCGUCCUCUUCAUAUAUGCAAUAUCAUGAUCCAUAUCAAGCUGCAAGACAAGUGUCUUAUUACUCACAGUCACAAGCAAGUGUACAUAGUCCGACCGGCAUAAAUGGCCAUGGUGAGAUAUCUCGAGAGAUUACUGGAUAUCGCCCUGAUGUUGUACAAAUGCAUGGUGCUCCUCCUCACCUUUAUCCAAUUGAUCCUAUUAGUGUUCCCGCCCAAUCCACUAGUGUAUACAGUGGUACUACGACGUCACUUAGUAGCCCAACAAUGGCGGCACAUUCCACGAACUCUGAAAAUUCUCAGAUACACUACCAGCAGUAUUAUUCACAACGUCAUGUGAUUCAGUGAACGUCACCACCUAAAUAACGUUAAUCUGUGUGAAAUAAUGAUCUAGAUUCUUGUAGUUAUUACUGUAAUGUUUUAUAUAUAUAUAUACUGUUAUUUAUGGUGAAUUUCACGUUCUAUUUUGUGGUGUUGGAAUGAUUGUUGAAAUUAUCAACACGAGUAUUUAAUAAAAGGAGUUUUUUUGCUUU